Myotis brandtii (Brandt's bat) is the source of this 339-nucleotide messenger RNA. Its product is annotated as T-cell leukemia/lymphoma protein 1A. The transcript has a single exon. Gene Ontology annotation, molecular function: protein serine/threonine kinase activator activity. Lineage: Eukaryota; Metazoa; Chordata; Mammalia; Chiroptera; Vespertilionidae. Bases 1 to 339 code for a protein of 112 amino acids. The record is from RefSeq and is a predicted model, not a curated record. Gene Ontology annotation, biological process: positive regulation of peptidyl-serine phosphorylation.
AUGGCCCAGCUCCCGUCGAAAGUGCACAUCACCUCCCACCCCAUCUGUCUGAGGAUCCGUGGGCCCUUGGUGUACCAGGACGAGACGAAGCGCAUGUGGCUGCAACUCGACAUAGAAACAGGAGGUGUCCGGCAAGUACGGUUGCGCCAGGAAGACAUCCCCAGUGGACAUAUCGCACUCACAACCAGCCCAGAGACAUCGAGCACUAUGCGGUUCCAUUGGACGCUCAACCCUGGAAACCAGUACCUGGACAGCGUAGGCCGGUUCUGGCACAUUGUGCACCACAUCAAGGAGGAUGGAGUGGAGGAAAUGAUCCUUGAGCUAAUGGACGACUCAUAG